Molecule: messenger RNA, 918 nt
Organism: Drosophila serrata
Lineage: Eukaryota; Metazoa; Arthropoda; Insecta; Diptera; Drosophilidae
Product: hatching enzyme 1.2
Biological process (GO): proteolysis
Molecular function (GO): metalloendopeptidase activity; zinc ion binding
Source: RefSeq, a predicted model, not a curated record
AUGCCGAACCGAGCCGAAGGCGGCCGUUUGUUCCAAAGUAAACCAUACAUUUUCUGGCUUCUGGUCCUACUUGGCAUUCAACUGGGAGAUUCCAUGCCCCUGGAGGAUAUGGACUCCGAGGAGAUGAUUGACUUGACCGACUUGGGGGACACCAUAUUCGGCAAUCCAGAUGUGGAGACAACAGGUGCAUUAGUCGAAGCUCACAACGAGGAGUCCGCCCAGAAUCCUGAGGAACUGGGCACUUACUACGAGGGAGAUAUACUCAUUCCUCUGAGUUAUACUGAAUCCAGAUCCAAUGGCACAAGGAAUGGUAUCCUGGCGCUGAGUUCCCGCUGGCCGGGUGGCGUGGUGCCAUAUGAGAUCAAGGGUCCUUUUACAUCCCAGGAGUUGGGGAACAUUAAUCAUGCCUUUAAGGAAUACCACACCAGAACCUGUGUGCGUUUCAAGCCCCGCACUACUGAGAAGGAUUACAUAUCGAUUGGCAGUGGAAAGUCUGGUUGCUGGAGCAGUAUUGGACGAUUGGGUGGGCGUCAGGAGGUGAAUCUGCAGUCACCCAACUGCCUGAGAACAUAUGGCACUCCGAUUCACGAGCUGAUGCAUGCCUUGGGAUUCUUCCACGAGCAGAAUCGCCACGAACGGGAUGCCUAUGUUCGAGUGAUGAGCGACAACAUUAAGCCCGAGAUGAUGGUCAACUUUGAGAAGGCCAGCUCCAGGACCCAGUCGGGCUUCGGUGUGGAUUAUGACUAUGCCAGUGUGAUGCACUACUCUUCGACCAGCUUCACCCGGAAUGGCCAGCCGACGUUGAAGGCUCUGCGUCCCAGUGCCGAUGCCAACCAGAUGGGACAGCGACGUGGCUUCUCCGCCGGAGAUGUGCGUAAGAUAAACGCCAUGUACAAGUGCAAGAUGUAGGAAAAUAUA